Exophiala bonariae is the source of this 1365-nucleotide messenger RNA. RefSeq lists its product as uncharacterized. Gene Ontology annotation, molecular function: cAMP-dependent protein kinase activity; ATP binding. Gene Ontology annotation, biological process: signal transduction; peptidyl-serine phosphorylation. The record is from RefSeq and is a predicted model, not a curated record. Gene Ontology annotation, cellular component: cAMP-dependent protein kinase complex; cytosol. Bases 1 to 1365 code for a protein of 454 amino acids. Lineage: Eukaryota; Fungi; Ascomycota; Eurotiomycetes; Chaetothyriales; Herpotrichiellaceae. The transcript has 2 exons.
AUGAGCACAGCGACACUCCAGCCGUCGCAGCAACAGCCGCCGCCGCGUGCUGCCUCUGCUCAAGGUCAUAGACAAUCAUACCUGCGCACCAGCAACCCCAACAAUGCGAGAAGCGCCUCUCACCCACAUCCCAGCCGCCAAUAUGAGAAGGACCUGGUUCUCAAACAGGCCGAUGUCUCCAAAUCCAAAGACGUCCUGUCUCCAGAGGACAUCUCCAAAAACCCCGAAGACAAACAGGUCGGUCGUUCCUCAAAACACCUCAAAGUGACCGACUUUGACUUGAUGCGAACAUUGGGCACCGGAACAUUUGCCCGCGUGUGGCUAUGUCGUUUUGCGAAGCCCCUCCCCCAAGACAGAGACAAAGUGUUUGCGCUCAAGGUGUUGAAAAAGGUCGAUGUCAUAAAAUUGAAGCAAGUCGAGCACGUCCGCAAUGAGAGAGACGUCCUGGCAGCGGUGGCAGGCCAUCCUUUCAUCACCACGUUGAUUACCUCCUUCUCCGAUGAUACGUCGCUCUAUAUGCUGUUGGACUACACCCCAGGAGGAGAGAUCUUUUCCUAUCUCAGACGGGCGCGGCGAUUUCCCUUUUCCACCGUGCAAUUCUACGCCGCCGAGAUCACCCUCAUCUUGGCUUACCUCCAUGAGGUCCAGUUUGUCGCCUAUCGUGAUUUGAAACCCGAGAACAUCCUACUGGACGUGGACGGGCAUUUGAAAUUGGUGGACUUUGGUUUCGCCAAAUACCUACCGCCGGGUCAACAAGAGCAGUCGCCCGGAGGAGCGAAACCCGAGAGCGAACAUUUGGAGCCACAAGCAAGUGGUGCCGGAGUGACAUACACCCUGUGUGGCACACCCGAAUAUCUCGCCCCCGAGGUCAUUCGCAACACCGGGCACGGGACGGCGGUGGAUUGGUGGGCACUCGGUAUUCUGGUGUAUGAGAUGUUGAUCGGACAGCCGCCGUUCUGGGAUCAGAACCCCAUGAGGAUAUAUGAGCAGAUUGUUGCUGGUCAUAUUCGCUUUCCCACCGCACAUCCCUCUCACCACGGUCAACGACAGAGUCUCCAUAUCCCCCGAGCCGCACGAGAUUUCAUCCUCGCCCUCUGCAAGAUCGACCCCACCCAGCGGCUUGGUCACAUUGCAGGUGGUAGUAAACGAGUGAUGGAUCAUUAUUUCUUUGACGGGAUCGACUGGGAUGAGAUAUAUUACCGGAGAAGAAGAGGUCCCAUUAUUCCCCGCGUGGAAUGGGUAGGCGACGCCGGGAACUUUGAUGAAUACCCGGACCCGGUCGAAGGGGAGGAAAGUGAGGGUGGGAGAGGACGAUAUACCGACGAAUUACGCGAUGAGUGGGAGGAGGCUUUUGCGUCGUUCUAG